Molecule: messenger RNA, 5016 nt
Organism: Closterium sp. Naga37s-1
Lineage: Eukaryota; Viridiplantae; Streptophyta; Zygnematophyceae; Desmidiales; Closteriaceae
Source: the annotation of a GenBank genome assembly
AUGGCUACCCUCAGUGUACUUACCUUUGAUGCUGAGGGUCGUGCUGUUGACUUCGAGGUCUGGGUCGAUGACCUACAGCUCUUCCUACAGUGCGAUAGGGCAGACGGACUCUCCCUGUUCGAUCUCACCUCUGGUGCCUCUCCUGCCAGCACUGUUCGCUCACAGUGGGCCACCCGCGAUGCUGCUGCCCGUCUUGCUGUGCGUCGCCACUUACCGACCACUGAGCGUGCGCACUUUAGUCAGUACAAGAGUGCUAAGACCUUGUACGACGCUGUAGUUGCACGCUACUCUUCCCCUGCCACUGCUGCCCUUAGCCGCCUCAUGCUGCCGUACCUGUUCCCUGACCUCGCCGCCUUUCCCACUGUCGCUGACCUCAUUACGCACCUUCGCACUAGUGACACCCGCUACCGUGCUGCGCUUCCUGCUGAGUUCUGCGCCAAGAACCCCCCCCCCAUGUACAUCACCCUCUACUACAUAGUCACCCGGCUCCCUGACUCCCUUCACUCGGUCAGGGACCACUUCCUCUCUGUUUGCCCCACCACACUCACCGUUGACCUCCUCGAGGAGCGCCUCCUGGCAGCUGAGAAGAGUAUAGUCGCUGUAGGAGCCUCUCGUGGUGACCCUCGUGCCCCCUUCUUUGAGGGGUGCUCCCCCUUCCCCCUGUUGCCCUCUGUUGCCUCUGCUGCUGCCGUCAACCUCGUUGGCUUCGAGUCGGUCGGAGCUGCGUCUGCCCCUAGCGGGAGACGCCGCACCGGCAAGGGCAAGGGGGGCAAGGGCGCUGGAGGGGCUGGCGGGGGCGGUGGAGGUGGCGGUGGAGGCAGUGGAGGGGGUGGGGGUGGUGGUGGGAGUGGUGGCGGGGGUGGAGGUGUCGGUGGCAGCAGUGGAGGCGGAGGAGGCGGCGGCGGUGGCGGUGGGAGCGGCGGCGGCGGAAGUGGCGGAGGCGGCGGCGGCAGCGGUGGAGCUGGUCGCGGCUCUACGCAGAGGAGUGGCUCCGGUGGUGGUCCGCGCCAGCUGCAGCAGCGCACUCGUGAGACCCUGUCCCCCCAGCAGCUUCGUGAGUGUGAUGAGGGUGACUGUUACCUGUGUGUUCCGCCUGACCCGGGCAUUGAGGCUGCUGCUCUAGGUGCUGGUGAGGCUGCUGCUCUAGGUGCUCGUGCGUCUGCUGCCCCAGGUGCUGGUGAGUCUGCUCUCUCAGGUAUCACGUCGGCUCAGGCCUUACACACCUUCACCCUUGACUCGGGUGCUUCCCGCUCCUUCUUUCGAGACCGCACCACGCUUACGCCGCUUAGUCGGCCAGUUGCGGUCUCCCUGGCGGACCCCUCUGGGGGUCCUGUCCUUGCUCGCUUCUCCACUAUCUUACCGUGUCCGGCAGCCCCCUCUGGCACCCUGUCAGGUCUCUACCUCCCCUCGUUCUCUACGAACUUGGUGAGUGGUGCUGACCUACAGGAUGGGGGGGUUGACCAGUUCACUCCUGCGGGUCAGCGGGUGACCCACUACUCUCCUCUGGCACCACCGUCUUGGUCACCCCUCCCUGCCUCGUCUCCGAUGUAUGGCCUCCCGUGUCCUUGUCUCUGGUCUCCCCCGGUCCCUCCCUCCCCUCCCUCCGGGGCCUGCCCCUACCUGCGAUCCCUGUGUCGAGGGGCGGCAGCGCGCCGCCCCUCACUCCUCCAAGUUUCCUCCGACAGAGGCUCCGCUGCAGACUCUUCACAUGGACGUGUGGGGCCCGGCCCGCGUCCGUGGCCAGGCAAGGGUGACGUCACUGGGGUGUUGAUCGACUGGAUCCGCGCAGCUCGUCUCCAGCUCAGAGAGAGUUUCGGCUCGGACUUUCCUGUUCUGCGUCUGCACUCUGACAGAGGCGGGGAGUUUUCCUCUGCCCUUCUAGGAGCCUUCUGUCGUGCACAGGGCAUCCGCCAGACCUUCACGCUUCCGGUCUCUCCACAGCAAAAUGGGAUUGCUGAGCGCCGCAUUGGCAUGGUCAUGGACGUCGCUCGUACGUCCAUGAUCCAUGCGGCUGCUCCCCAUUUUCUGUGGCCGUUUGCGGUUCGGUACGAAGCGCAUCAGAUCAACCUUCAGCCCCGAGUCUCCUUGCCGGAGACCUCCCCCACCCUGAGGUGGACGGGGAAGGUUGGCGAUGCGUCUGCGUUUCGGGUCUGGGGAUCUCGGGCGUUUGUCCGCGACUUGUCUGCGGACAAGCUGUCUCCCCGUGCGGUUCCCUGCGUCUUCCUUGGCUUCCCCCCUGACGCGCCUGGUUGGCAGUUUUACCACCCCACCUCGCGCCGUGUUCUGUCCUCCCAGGACGUCACGUUUGACGAGUCGGUGCCUUACUACCGUCUCUUCUCCUACCGCACUGCGCCCCUCCCCCGCCGCCGCUCUUCCUUGCGCCAGUCUAGGGGUGCUGAGCCUGGGGGUGCUGAGUCUGGGGGUGCUGAGCCUGGGGGUGCGGAGCGUGGGGGUGCGGAGCCUGGAGUUGCGGAGCCUGGGGGUGCGGAGCCUGGGGGUGCUGAGCCUGGGGGUGCGGAGCCUGGGGGUGCUGGGUCUGCUCGUGUGGCCUCUGGCGGUGCUGGGUUUGGGGGUCCUUCGGGUGCUUCGUCUCGGCGGGAGCUACCCUCUCCACAGGAGCUGCGCGAGUGGUUUGCCCGGCGCUGGAGCCGUGCUGCUGGAGCUGGAGAGCUGCUGGGACUGGGUGUGCUGCUGGGGCUGCUGGAGAUGGUCCUGCUGGAGGUACCGCGGGAGCUGCUGGCGGUACUUGAGCUGGCGGUCCUGCUGGAGUUGGUGCUGCUGGAGCUGCUGGAGCUGGAGCUGCUGGGGGUGUUGGCGCUGGAGGUGCUGCUGGCGCUGGUGCUUCUGAGGGUGCUGGAGUUGGCGCUGUUGGAGCUGGAGGUGCUGCUGGCGCUGGUGCUGCCGCUGGGGGUACUGGUGCUGUCCCUGCUGUCGCGGUCACAGUUACAGCCCGCCUCCCCCCUACCUGCUCCUUCUCCCUACACUGGUCCUACUGGAGGUCUUGCUGAGCGUCGUGAGCCUGCGUCUCGUCCUGCGUCGCCUGUUCGUGCUGCUCGCACUAGUAGUCGUGCUCCGCGUCCGCGUCCUCCUGCGGUCCCAGGCACACACCAGAUGGCACUGCGUCCUUCCACUGCUCCUCUGCGUGUCCCGCUGCCGUCUCCUCCAGAGUCCUCUCUUCCUGUCCUUGCUGACCCGGAGUCUGACUCUCUUCGUGCUGCCAGUCCUACUGUCACGCGUCUCCUGGCUACUGUUGUCACUGACCCUUCCUUUGAGUCCACUGCUGCGUCUGCCUUGGUUGCUGAGCUUGUUGACUUUGCUGCUCGCUGUCGUCUAGACUACGCUGCUAGUCUUGUUGCUAAGUCUGAGUCUGUCUGUCCUCCGUCCGUCGGGGGUGAGUGUGCUCUUAGCACGGACGUCCUUGAGGACAGGCAGGAGGAGUUUCAGUGUUUUGCUGCUGCUUUGCCUCAUCUCGUGUCCACGCUGAUUGCCCCUGAGGGAGACCCGGAUGCACUAGACAUCCCGACUCCUCGAUCGUACGCUGAGGCGAUCGAGGGUCCCUACUCCUCACAGUGGCAGUCAGCCAUGGACGCAGAGAUGGCUUCUUGGAAGUCCACAGGUACCUACGUCGACGAGGUUCCCCCACCUGGGGCGAACAUCGUCAGUGGCAUGUGGAUUUUCAGGGUGAAGCGGCCGCCGGGUUCUCCGCCUGUCUUCAAGGCGCGUUACGUGGCUCGAGGCUUCACCGCUCAGCGCGACUACGAGCUUCACUCUCUUGACUUCAGCACUGCUUUCUUGCAGGGCAGCCUGCACGAGGAGAUCUGGCUGCGCCGCCCACCUGGCUUCACUGGGUCGUUUCCUCCUGGUACCCAGUGGAGCCUCCGGCGGCCAGUCUACGGUCUCCGCCAGGCGCCCCGUGAGUGGCACGACACACUGAGGACUACACUUGCGGCUCUUGGGUUUGCUCCUUCUACUGCCGACCCGUCGCUGUUUCUGCGCACCGACACCUCUUUGCCGCCGUUCUACAUCCUCGUGUAUGUCGACGACUUGGUCUUUGCCACUGCUGACACUGCUGGACUCGCCCACGUGAAGUCCGAGCUGCAGAAGAGACACACGUGCACAGACCUGGGUGAACUGCGCUGCUACCUUGGCUUGCAGAUCACCCGGGACAGAGCACAGCGCACCAUUACCCUGACUCAGUCACACAUGGUGCAGCAGGUCCUUCAGCGCUUCGACUUCACGUACUCCUCGCCUCAGGCCACUCCUCUGUCUACUCGCCACUCGCUCUCAGCUCUGCCUUCGGAUGAGUCCGUAGAGCCGAGUGGCCCGUACCCAGAGCUUGUUGGCUGCCUCAUGUACCUGAUGACCUGCACUCGACCUGACCUUGCAUACCCUCUUAGCAUCUUGGCACGCUAUGUUGCUCCUGGGAGACACCGACCAGAGCACAUGGCUGCAGCGAAGAGGGUGUUGCGCUACUUGUGCAGUACGUCGGGCAUGGGGCUAGUGCUUGGAGGGCGACGUCGAGUGGUCCUCACAGGUCACACAGACGCUUCUUGGGCUGACGACCAGGCUACGCAGCGGUCGUCACAGGGUUACACCUUCAGCCUUGGUUCCGGCUUUGUUUCGUGGCGGUCUACCCGCUCUUCUUCUGUUCUCGGCUCCAGCUAUGAGGCUGAGAUCUACGCGGGGGCCAUGGCUGCACAGGAGCUACGCUGGCUCACCUACCUGCUGACUGACCUAGGAGAGCCGCCUCGUUCUCCUCCAGUUCUGUACGUAGACAACAAGGCCAUGCUGGCCUUGUGUCGGGAGCACAGACUGGAGCACAGAACGAAGCACAUUGCUCUUCGCUACUUCCUUGCUCGUGAGCUGCAGCAGCGUGGUCAGCUGCGCCUUGCUUACGUGGCCUCUGAGGCCAACACUGCUGAUAUCUUUACCAAGGCACUUCCGCCUUGUGAUCAUCAGCGCUUCUGUACGAUGCUAGGUCUUGUGCCUACUUGGCCUCACUUGCUCACUUCUUGA